Messenger RNA from Neogale vison (American mink), 1849 nucleotides. It is a transcript of the gene SIRT5, whose product is annotated as sirtuin 5. The record is from RefSeq and is a predicted model, not a curated record. The coding region runs from base 490 to 1422 and encodes 310 amino acids. The transcript has 9 exons. NCBI's taxonomy places the organism in Eukaryota, Metazoa, Chordata, Mammalia, Carnivora, Mustelidae. Gene Ontology annotation, molecular function: protein-malonyllysine demalonylase activity; NAD+ binding; protein-succinyllysine desuccinylase activity.
UGUGGUGUUCUGUGGAUUUUGACAGACAUGAUUGUGUAAAUUUUUGGUAAAUGUGUUAUUUUUCUGUUUUCUAGAUCUACAGACCUUUAAUUCUGAAUUCUUACAACACCAGAUAGAAGUCAGCCCUGCCAAUUACCCUGUUGGUGUCAUUGAUCCAAAUAUUGACUGCUUUUCUUUCACAAAAUUCCUCAGGGAUGGAUCAAAAUUUACUAAAUGUGCUUGAAGUCACAGGUUCCUUUGACUUGAUGUCUUCUAGAUCUUAUUUGUUGUCAUAGGACAGCCAUGUCUUCUCUGCCUGGCUCCAUUUUCAGAAUUUACAUUCUCAUAGAAACUGUAUUUUGGCCAAAAAUUGAGAAGACCUACCUUUUUCUUACUUUUUUCAUACCUUUUAAGAAGUAGCAGAACUCGUUUUUCAAGCGAUUUUUCGCAUCUCACGCCUUCCCCAGCCUGUAAGCCCAACUCAGGAAUUUGUGUCACAAAGGAAACCUGAUGCAACCUCUUCAGAUCCUUCCCCGCCGAUUACUUUAUGGGCUAUACUGUGGACUGAAAUCUCAAGCCUCCUCUGGAACCCGGAUUUGCCCAACAAUGGCUCGACCAAGUUCAAAUAUGGCUGAUUUUCGGAAGCUUUUUGCGAAAGCAAAGCACAUAGUCAUCCUUUCAGGGGCUGGCGUUAGUGCUGAGAGCGGAGUCCCGACUUUCCGAGGAGCCGGGGGCUACUGGAGAAGAUGGCAAGCUCAGGAUCUGGCCACCCCGCAGGCCUUUGCACGAAACCCUUCCCUGGUGUGGGAGUUCUACCACUACCGGCGGGAGGUCAUGCUGAGCAAGGAGCCGAACCCGGGGCACCUUGCCAUUGCUGAAUGUGAGGCCCGGCUGCACGAGCAGGGCCGACGGGUCAUGGUCAUCACUCAGAACAUCGAUGAGCUGCACCGCAGGGCUGGCACCAAAAACCUUCUGGAAAUCCAUGGUAGCUUAUUUAAAACCCGCUGUACCUCUUGUGGCAUUGUGGCUGAGAAUUACAAGAGUCCCAUUUGUGCGGCUUUAUCAGGGAAAGGUGCUCCAGACCCGGAAGCUCAAGAUGCCAGAAUCCCAGUGGAGAAACUUCCCCGGUGCGAAGAGGCUGGGUGCGGGGGUCUGCUGCGACCCCACGUGGUGUGGUUUGGAGAAAACCUGGAUCCUGCCAUUCUGGAAGAGGUUGACAGAGAGCUGACCCUCUGCGACUUGUGUCUAGUGGUGGGAACUUCCUCCGUGGUUUAUCCUGCCGCCAUGUUCGCGCCCCAGGUGUCUGCCCGGGGAGUGCCAGUGGCCGAAUUCAACAUGGAAACCACCCCAGCCACCAACAGAUUCAGGUUCCAUUUCCAGGGGCCAUGUGGUACUACUCUUCCCGAAGCCCUUGCUCCUCAUGAAACUGAAAAUGCUUCUUAGUUGCCCUGCGGAAAGAAGAAAUCGUAGUAUCUAGUACUAAGUACCUGGCCACAGACAAGAGGAGAACCAAUCGUGGGACGGUGAGCUAAAUACUGGAAGAUCUCAGAAUACCCUCCAAUUCCCUGGCUGGAAUCCCACCUGAUGAUAAGUGAUGGGGGCCUAGAAGCAACAAUAGCGAACACUCUUAGAAGUCAGCAAACCGUCAAGUUAAUACGUCUUGUUUUGCGUGGGCUUAAGCAUAAGAUAUCUCAUGGGUGUUUGGUUGGUCCUGGAAAGGGAAGAUUUUUUGUAAUUAGAUUAUCUUUUAAAAAAAGUAAUUAUCCUGCUUGAAUUGUUGCCAUCUAGACACAGAGAGAAGAAGAGGGCUAAAACCUUGGUAUUUCUGAUUUUUGCCAAAUUUUGGCAGAAAAUAAAAUUACUCUCUAUA